AUUCAUCCCCCUCCCUCCCUCCCUCCCUCCUCGGAAUCCGCCAUUGAUCUAAGCUCCAAUCCUUACUUCUCCCUCUCUUUCCGUAACGGACAAGCGAAAUCCACUCCCGACUGCACCGAAAUUUCGUCCUAAGAUUGUGUCUGCAAUCGCCUCACUCCCUCUCUCUCCGAAAUGGGUUCUCUGGUCCCGUUCCAAGACCUCAACCUGCUGCCGGACCCGCCCACCGCCACCGCCGCCGCCGCCGCCGCCGCCACCGCCACCGUCACUCCCAAGAUCGAGCCCAAGCUCGAACCCCUCGACGAACCGCCCCAGACCCACGUGCAGCGGCCCCCCGCUGCAGACCCACGAGCUUCCCAACCCCCCCCCCCUGAAUUCUUCCUCAGCUCCCCGAACGCCCCGCAGACCCCCUCCCCGGACAGCAGCGGCGGCGGCGGCGACCAGCUCUUCUCCGAGUUCCACCGCGUGUCCGAGCUGUUCCGCAGCGCGUUCGCCAGGCGGUACGGCCGCGGGGGCGGCGACGUCGACGUGCUGGAUCCCAAGACGCGGGCCAUUGUCCCGGUGAAGAGCGAGGAGGCGCAGGUCUCUCCGUUCGCGGCCUCGCCGAGCAGCGGCGGCCGGCGACAGCAGCUGCAGCCGCGGUCGUCGGAGCUCGUGAUCGCCGAUCUCAGCGACGAGGACAAGAGGUACUUUCGCGAGGAGGUGCGCCAGGCCCGCCUGAUUUACGAUAGCCUGCGUGUUUUUUAUAUGUCGCAUGAGGAGGGUGUCGAUGGUAGGAUGAGGAGGGGUGAUUUGGCGGCCGCUUCCAUGAUGAGAGGGAAGGGAUUGUGGGUGAAUCGCGACAAGAGAAUCGUGGGACCUUUACCUGGUGUAGAGAUAGGCGAUGUCUUCUUCUAUAGGAUGGAGUUGUGUGUUGUUGGUCUGCAUGGUCAACCGCAAGCUGGCAUUGAUUAUUUAACUGCUAGCCAGAGCUCAAAUGGCGAGCCGAUUGCGACCAGUGUUAUUGUGUCUGGAGGGUAUGAGGACGAUGAGGAUGCAGGGGAUGUGAUUAUAUAUAGUGGUCAUGGAGGGCAGGAUAAGCUAAAUAGGCAGUGUAACCACCAGAAGUUGGAAGGUGGUAAUUUGGCUAUGGAAAGGAGCAUGCACUAUGGAAUCGAAGUUCGGGUUAUAAGGGGGAUAAGAUACGGCGGCGGUGCGACACCCAAGAUAUAUGUGUAUGAUGGGUUGUAUAGGAUUCUUGAUCAUUGGUUUGAUAUCGGUAGGUCUGGUUUUGGGGUAUACAAGUAUAAGUUGAUGAGAAUUGAAGGGCAACCAGAAAUGGGUAGUGCUAUCAUGAGGUUUGCUCAGACCCUUAGGACAAGGCCUUUAACAGUUAGGCCCAAGGGAUAUCUCAGUCUUGACAUUUCAGCGAGGAAGGAAUGUGCGCCCGUUUUUCUGUAUAAUGACAUUGAUUCUGACAGCACUCCCCUGCAUUAUGAGUACUUAGCCAGGACUGUAUUUCCUCCGUAUUUGGUGGUUCAAAAUGCUAAUGGCAGUGGGUGUGAAUGUGUUCUGAGCUGUGGAAGUAAUUGCUUUUGUGCUUCGAGAAAUGGGGGUGAGUUUGCCUAUGAUCACAAUGGGUUACUUACGAGGGGAAAGCCAGUUAUUUUUGAAUGUGGGCCAUUUUGUAAGUGUCCUCCAACCUGCCGUAAUCGUGUGACGCAGAAAGGUUUAAGUAGUAAGUUGGAGAUAUUUAGAUCGAAGGAGACCAAUUGGGGUGUUAGGACCUUAGAGCUGAUACAAGCUGGUGCUUUUAUCUGUGAAUAUGCAGGAGUUGUACUCACGAGAGACCAAGCCCAGAUUUUCAGCAUGAGUGGCGAUCCAUUGGUCUACCCGAGCAGGUUUACUGCUAAAUGGACCAAGUGGGGAGAUUUGUCCAAAGUGUAUCCGGAUUUUGCACGCCCUGCUUAUCCAUCAAUUCCUCCUUUGGAUUUUGCUAUGGAUGUCUCAAAAAUGAGGAAUGUUGCUUGUUAUAUUAGCCAUAGUUCAACUCCUAAUGUAAUGGUGCAGUAUGUAUUGUAUGAUCACAAUAAUGUUUCGUUUCCUCACGUAAUGUUGUUUGCAUUGGAGAAUAUUCCUCCUCUGAGGGAGCUCAGCCUUGACUAUGGUGCUGCGGAUGAAUGGACUGGGAAGCCUCCUCUUCUCUGUAACUGAACUGUCUUGGGAAGUUGGACAGACUGAAUUGAGGAUGGUGCCCAUUUCCUAUAUCUAAAUUGGAGAAGUGAUGCAUUUCGAAAGUGAUGCAGUGCAGCGUUACAAGGGCUGAGAUUUUGGUUGGAUCUUUUGCGGGCAUGUGUCUGCGGAUGCUGCUUCCCAGUUCUGUCCCCAUUUUUUGUGUGCGAGCUGAUGCUGCCGGUGAAUUUAUUAGAAACAACAAAACUGGCGGUCCAUCAAAUUUUUGGAUGUGAUUACCUUGUAAGAGAAAUUUUUGUCAAGGACUGAACUUCACGCAGAUCGGCUGCUGGCGGAAGUACUGAUAGCUGUUUUUGCUGACAGUGCACCUUUUUGUACUUGUAGGAUAAGGCCGCUCCACGCACUGGUCGAAAUUGUGGAUGACCAACAUCUAUUGUACUUGUAAACCCAUAAAUGCCAAAAUCUAUUGUAUGGUUAACUUGUAUAUAAAGUUCGCAUCACAGUUGUACAGUUAUCAUAUCUGUUAGUGCAGGCAUAGCAGGAAGUCCAUCUCUCUCUCUCUCUCUCUCUCUCUCUCUCUCUCUCUCUCUGUGGCUAAAUCUUUCUUCGGCUUCCUUGUAUUCUUCUUCUAUUCUGAAACUUCCGUUUGAGGACUCAUGCUUGAUCAAUGUGCUACGACGUAGCAUUGAAUAACAGGGGCAUGACAUUGAAUUCA
This is a messenger RNA of Eucalyptus grandis, 2884 nucleotides long. RefSeq names its product histone-lysine N-methyltransferase family member SUVH9. Gene Ontology annotation, molecular function: protein binding; histone methyltransferase activity; zinc ion binding. Gene Ontology annotation, cellular component: nucleus. NCBI's taxonomy places the organism in Eukaryota, Viridiplantae, Streptophyta, Magnoliopsida, Myrtales, Myrtaceae. The record is from RefSeq and is a predicted model, not a curated record.